UUGUCAUUGAAUUUAUUAAAGUUUCUUUUCGUCUUUAUCCAUCAAUAUUCAUCAAAAAAACAAGAAAAUGCAGAUGACCCCUUCUAUUUCUGCUGAGAGUGAAGUUAUUUUAUCAUGUUACAUAAUUCUCAGGGGGGGAGGGGUCAGCAAGCCCAGAUGUGAGAAAGAAGUAGUGUAAUCUGUUAUACUACUGCUGGACACAGGCGGAGAGAGGUUCUGGGCGUUGUUACUGGGAGCGUGUUGGGAAUCUCGUACUGGAAGUGAUGAAAAGUCAAAAGUCAUACACCGAGCAGCUGAAGGAUGUCAAGGAGGUGUUCCAGCGAUUCACACUGAAACCAGUAGAGGGGGUCCCGCUAAUGAAGCCCAUUGCUGAUAACUGGGAAAAGGUGGCGAGCUUCCGAGCCCACCCUAAUGACCUCCUGAUUGCAACCUACCCCAAAGCAGGCACCACCUGGAUCCAAGAGAUGGUGGAUCUCAUUCUAAACAACGGAGAUGCAGAAAAAUGCCAACGUGCCCCGAUUCCUGAGAGAAUACCAUUCCUGGAGAUCUUCUCAUCUCCCACCAUCCCCUCGGGAGUGGAGUUGCUUGAGCAGACACCUUCUCCGCGGGUUAUAAAGACACACCUCCCCCUCCAGCUUGUACCACAGUCCUUCUGGGAGCAGCGUUGCAAGGUGAUUUAUGUAGCUCGCAAUGCAAAGGACAACCUUGUCUCCUAUUUCCACUUCGACAGAAUGAACCAGACCCAGCCUGAGCCCGGGCCCUGGAGUGGAUACAUCACCAAAUUCAUGAAGGGAGAAUUGUCGUGGGGUUCCUGGUAUGAUCAUGUGAAGGGAUACUGGCAGGAGAGAGAGAAGAGAGGGAUACUCUACCUCUUCUAUGAAGAAAUGAAGCAGAAUCCUCGACAGGAAAUUGUACGGGUUAUGAACUACCUGGGCCAGUCCCUUCCUGAUGACAUCAUCGAGAAGAUAGUUGAGCUCACGUCCUUUAAAUCGAUGAAGAGCAAUCCAAUGGCAAACUACACCUUCUUCCCUGACUUUAUCUUUGACCAUAAAGUGUCUCCGUUCAUGAGGAAAGGGGAGGUUGGAGACUGGAAGAAUCAUUUCUCUGAAGAGGAGAGUGCGAUUUUCGACGCUCACUAUGCAGAACAAAUGAAAGGAUCGGAUAUCCCAUUCAAAACUGUUAUCUGAGGGAGCAUCUGCAAACUACAACACUCCACCAGCACUGAGGGAGCAUCUGCAAACUACAGCCCUACACUGCACACUGAAGUCUAUCGAUGGAGUCACCUUACACACAACAUAGUAAACUAUCAUCGAAUGAUUACAAAUCACACAAAAGAAGAUUCUCAGGAAUAGCUUUAAAAUGGCAAAUCUCUAUACAAAGCUAUUCUCCAGUAAAUAUUGAUUUAAACACCCUUUCUAUCUAUACAAAGGGUUUCUCCAAUAAAUAUUGAUUUAAACGCCCUUUCUAUUGCCUGCGUUAUUAUAGUUGUUAUAUAAGCAGUUGACUAGCCCCUGCACUUUAUAGAGCUGUACUACAAGAAGCUGCUUGAUGACUUUCUGGGAUCAAUAAACUACUAACAACAAAAUGAA
Messenger RNA from Polyodon spathula (Mississippi paddlefish), 1589 nucleotides. It is a transcript of the gene sult1st6, whose product is annotated as sulfotransferase family 1, cytosolic sulfotransferase 6. The record is from RefSeq and is a predicted model, not a curated record. The coding region runs from base 264 to 1187 and encodes 307 amino acids. Gene Ontology annotation, molecular function: sulfotransferase activity. NCBI's taxonomy places the organism in Eukaryota, Metazoa, Chordata, Actinopteri, Acipenseriformes, Polyodontidae. The transcript is spliced from 8 exons. Gene Ontology annotation, biological process: sulfation. Gene Ontology annotation, cellular component: cytoplasm.